This is a messenger RNA of Phragmites australis (common reed), 1794 nucleotides long. Its product is annotated as MLO-like protein 1. Bases 123 to 1613 code for a protein of 496 amino acids. The record is from RefSeq and is a predicted model, not a curated record. Gene Ontology annotation, biological process: defense response. The transcript is spliced from 14 exons. Gene Ontology annotation, cellular component: membrane. Lineage: Eukaryota; Viridiplantae; Streptophyta; Magnoliopsida; Poales; Poaceae.
GUGGUUGCACCUUCUAUAUAUAUGAAUAACACCACGUUUUUUACAUUCUUGAGGGAGUGUAGGAAAAGGGGGAAUUGAAGGAUCUGCUGCGCAAAGCCUGAACAGCUGGUUGGCCUUUGGCCAUGGCCGGAGGAGGAGCCAAAGCCGGUGGCGGUGAGGAGAUAACGCUCGAGCACACGCCCACAUGGAUCGUCGCGUCUGUCUGCUCCGUCAUCGUCCUCAUCUCCCUGCUCUUCGAGCGCUUGCUCCACCGCCUUGGCAAGAGGCUAUCGAAAGGCCGCAGGAAGCCGCUGUACGAGGCCCUCCUCAAGGUCAAAGAAGAAUUGAUGCUGCUGGGGUUCAUAUCCCUGCUGCUCAACGUGUUCCAGGGCGCCACGCAGAAGAUAUGCGUCCGGGAGAGCGCCAUGCAGCACCUGCUGCCCUGCCAGCCGUCGCACACCGGCGCCAAGACCGCGCACUACGGCGCCACCGUGUUCACCGGCGUGCUGGGCAGCACGAGGAGGCUCCUGGCAGGAGGAGGCGCUUCCAGUGACUACUGCCUGAAAAAGGGCAAAGUUCCAAUUCUUUCGGUUGACGCUAUUCAUCAGUUACACAUAUUUAUCUUCGCCUUAGCAGCCACACAUGUGGUUCUCAGUGCUAUUACAAUUAUUCUUGGAAUCACACAGACAAGAAACUGGAAACAAUGGGAGGAGAAGAUCCAACAAAACGAUCAUAGUGGUCCUCAAAUGAUCAAACAUGUGCAAGAAUUCAAAUUUAUCCAAAGUCACUUUAGAGGUCACGGAAAACGAUGGGAAAUAUUCGGCUGGCUGCGUUCUUUCUUCAAACAAUUCUACGGGUCAGUCAAUGAGGUGGACUACACAACCAUGAGACUUGGCUUCGUCAUGAAACACUGUAGGGGACAUCCAAAAUUCAAUUUUUACAAUUAUAUGAAUAGAGCACUAGAGGCUGAUUUCAAGAAAGUUGUUGGCAUAAGCUGGUACCUUUGGGUUUUGCUAAUGAUACUCUUGCUACUGAAUGUUCAUGGAUGGUAUGUCUACAUUUGGAUGUCAGUAGUCCCGUUCAUUUUGCUACUUGUGGUUGGAAGUAAGAUGGAGCAUAUUAUUACCGAGCUCGCUCUCGAGGUUGCCCAGAAGCAUACGGCAAUAGAAGGGGAUCUAGUUGUAACUCCUUCGGAUGAAUUCUUUUGGUUCCACCAGCCUAAAGUAGUCCUUCUCUUGAUCCAUAUCAUCCUGUUCCAAAAUGCAUUUGAGAUUGCAUUUUUCUUUUGGUUGUUGGUAAUAUAUGGAUUCAAAUCUUGCAUUAUGGGAAAACCAGCAUAUGUUAUUACUCGACUUGUGAUAAGUGUCAUCAGCCAACUCCUAUGUGGUUAUAGCACCCUACCUCUUUAUGCUAUUAUCUCUCAAAUGGGAGGUUCAUUCAAGAAAGCCAUGUUUGAUGAAAGUAUAUCCGAAGGCCUCACCAAUUGGGCUCAAAAUGCAAGGAGGCAUAAAAUAAUGCCGGCAACAAAUGUCGGUGACAAUUCACCUGCUGGUGAGGGAAAUGGUGGUGCAAUUCAAAUGACAAGUGCACAAAGAGACUCGACAAUGGAGCAAGGGACUGCUAGGCUGAUCUAAGUUAAUACAUGAAUGUACAUGUCAAUGUAAUGAUAUAUAGAUAUUUACAAACACACAUGUUUCAUGAUUUGUUGAUAUUUCUUUUGUUGCGGAUUAGUUGGAAAUUUUGAUUUUGUAGCAUCAAAAUAUCAUGAGUUCCAGAAUUAUCACUAAAAUGCAUCAGUCAUUUUAGUACCACCAA